AUGCCGCCAAUUUCGCAGGCCCCCAAAAGCGGCUUCCAGAGCUACGAAGAAGAAGAAGCUGAAUUCGCCCGUGACGAGCAAUACAUCCUACGAACGAAACGCGACAUCAUCCGCAAGGCCGAAGACGUGGCAAGAAUGCUGGAGGACACUGGACGAGUGAUGGGUGAGGACUCUGAUGCAUUCAAGAAGAUCUGGGAUCAAUUUCAGGAGUUGGCGCAGAUGUACCUGCGCGUCGAUCAGUCGCUGGAGAACAUGCAGAAAAUUCGAACGCAACUCCAGCAACUUCGGGACAGGUCCGGGUAA
Molecule: messenger RNA, 303 nt
Organism: Colletotrichum siamense
Lineage: Eukaryota; Fungi; Ascomycota; Sordariomycetes; Glomerellales; Glomerellaceae
Exons: 2
Coding region: 1-303 (100 amino acids)
Source: RefSeq, a predicted model, not a curated record